AUGUCUUCUGAAUUUAUGGAAGAUUUCUAUUUUUUAUUAAUAGAAAUCGAACUGGACAAUGCAUAUUUUAAUACAACUAAUGGUAAAAAAGAGAUCGCAAAUUUGGAAAAGAUAUUAGAUUCAUUAUUGAAAGUUAAACAUGAUAAUGUAAAUAGAUUAUAUGGCUAUACAGUGGAAAGGACUGGAAGAAAUAAUAAUACAUUUGUUUGGAAGAUAAAAUUAUUGACAGAAUAUAUUAAAGGUUAUCCUAUUGGUGAUAUGAUACAGUCAGUUGGAUUUGUUAAUUUAGCAACUGCUCGUGUUUGGAUUAUUAGGAUGUUGGAAGGGUUAGAAGCUUUACACAGAGUCGGUAUAUAUCAUAAGUAUAUAUCGGUACAAACCAUUCAAUUGGUUAAGGACUCUGAUUUUGGAUCAACGGUACCUAAACUGAUGCAUCCUGCAUAUGGUUAUACACUUUUACAAAUGUUAUUUAGGUAUCCUAACAAACAAAGCUCGACAGUAUCCUUUCCGGUCUUGUCUUGGUGUCCUCCAGAACUGGAAAAGAUGAAGAACCCCAAACCUCAAAGAACUACUGAUAUCUGGGAGAUGGGUGUAUUGUUUAUUCAAAUUAUUAGUGGAGUUGAUACUGUGUUAAAUUUUUCAUCACCCGAGGAAUUCUUUGAAAAUAAUGAAAUGGAAGAAAGUUUACUAGAUUUCCUGGAGAAAAUGUUAAAUAGUGAUCCAAGGAGAAGGUUGGAUACUCUUCAGUUGUUACCUAUGAAAUUUUUAAGAACUAAUAUAGAUCUUGAUAUAAAUAGAUUUAACUUAAAACUUGAGAGAUCAACAACAGAUUUGCCCACAUUUCAGAUAUCUAAAAAUGAUACUAGAAGAUUAUCACAUUCAAGUACUGGAAGAAGAUCAUUUAACAUUGGCUCUAGAUUUUCCUUGACAAAUACUGCUUCUAAAUCAAGAUAUGCUACAGAUUUUGAAGAAAUUGCUGUACUAGGUAAAGGUGCAUAUGGACAAGUAGUAAAAGCACGUAAUACUUUGGAUAGUAGAUACUAUGCUAUUAAAAAAAUAAGGCACACUGAAGAGAAGUUGUCUAGUAUUUUGGGUGAAGUUAUGCUUUUAGCUAGUUUAAAUCAUCAAUAUGUGGUAAGAUAUUAUGCAGCAUGGUUAGAAGAAGAUUUUUUAGAUGAAAAUGCUAUUGAUUCAUCAGAUGACGAAAGCGAAAGUUCAAUCAUUAGUGAUGAUAGGAGUGAAAAUAAUGAGGAUUUAUUUAACAAGUCUAGUUUGGUGUAUAGCAGAACUACAGAUUUUGAUAAUAGUAACUGGGAUUUUAUCUCAAAUUCUGGUUAUCCAGAUAUUGUGUUUGCUAAUAGUUCUCAUAGUAACGAAAAUGUAGUUUUAGAAUCGUCUGAUAUAUUUAUUCGUGGUGGGGAGUCUGCUGAAGAAGAUAGCACAGAUUCUGAUGAUUCUGAGAGUAGUGAUAUUAAUUCAAUUGAGCCACAUUCAAAGAACGAUUUCAAACAAGACAAAUCUGUGACAAACAGAAUAAAAAAGAAAAGUACUUUAUUUAUUCAGAUGGAAUAUUGUGAAAAUAGAACAUUAUACGAUUUAAUUCAUAUUGAAAAUUUAAAUAAGGAAAGAGAUGAGUAUUGGAGAUUAUUUCGUCAGAUAUUAGAGGCAUUAAGUUAUAUUCAUUCUCAAGAUAUUAUUCAUAGGGAUCUUAAACCUAUGAAUAUUUUCAUUGAUGAGUCAAGAAAUAUUAAGAUUGGUGAUUUUGGGUUAGCAAAAAAUGUUCAAAGGUCUAUUGAUAUAUCAAAACUGGACUCUUCGAAUGUAUCUGGAAGUGUUGAUAAUUUAACAUCUGCAAUUGGUACAGCAAUGUAUGUCGCAGUAGAGGUCUUAAAUGGGAAAGGAAAUUAUAAUGAGAAAAUUGAUAUGUACUCUCUUGGUAUUAUAUUUUUUGAAAUGAUUUAUCCCUUCAGCACAGGUAUGGAAAGAGUAAAUAUUCUCAAGGGUCUUCGAUCAUCUAGCGUUGAGUUUCCAAAGGAUUUUGAUGUUAAUAAUUUAAGAAUUGAAAAGAAAAUUAUUAGUCUGUUAUUGGAUCAUGACCCUAACAAAAGACCAGGUGCAAAGGCAUUACUGAAUAGUGGGUGGUUACCUGUAAAGCAUCAAGAUGAGGUUAUAAAGGAAGCUUUAAAAAGUUUGGCAGAUCCCUCAUCACCAUGGCAACAAGAAGUUAGAACAAGUUUAUUUUCCCAAUCCUAUAGUCUAACUAAUGAUAUUUUAUUUGACAACAAACAAAUUGUAACAACCCCAUUUGCUCAAAUACUGAGAUUUCAAAUGACGCAAGAAGUAAUAAGGAUUUUUAAAGAACAUGGUGGGAUUGAAAAUAAUGAACCACCACGUAUUUUUCCUAAAGCAGCCAUUUAUGGUAAUCAAAAUGUUUAUGAAGUUCUUGACCAUGGAGGUACUGUUCUUCAACUACAAUAUGAUCUCACAUAUCCUAUGGCAAGAUAUUUAUCAAAACAUCCUAAUUGUGUUUCAAAGCAGUUUAGGUUACAAUUUGUGUAUCGUCCUCCUGAUCAAUUAAAGUCAAGCCUUGAACCAAGAAAAUUUGGGGAGAUUGAUUUUGAUAUUAUUUCAGCUUCUUCAUCUCAAUCAUCAUUUUAUGAUGCAGAAAGUAUUAAAAUUAUUGAUGAGAUAUUAACUGCAUUUCCUGUGUUUGAAAAAACUAAUACCUUAUUUGUUAUUAAUCAUUCAGAUAUACUAGAUGCAGUCUUUGAUUUUAGUAAUAUUGACAAAGCUCAAAGAUCAAUUAUAUCCAAAAUGUUAUCCCAAAUUGGAUUUGGUAAGACUUUCAAGGAGGUGAAAAAUGAAUUGAAGUCGCAAUUAAACAUUACUUCUACAGCAUUAAAUGAUUUAGAAUUGUUGGAUUUUAGACUAGAUUUUGAGACAGCAAAAAAAAGAUUGCAUAAGAUUAUGGUGGAUAGUCGUCAUUUGAAAAAAGUGGAUGAUUCCUUGAAUUAUGUUUCUAAGGUUCUUUCUUUUUUAAAGCCUCUUGAAGUUUCUAGAAAUAUUGUUCUUUCUCCUUUGAGUAAUUAUAAUAGUGCAUUUUAUAAAGGUGGAAUAAUGUUUCAAGCAGUUUAUGAUGAUGGUUCAAAUAGGAACUUAAUUGCCGCUGGUGGAAGAUACGAUAAUUUGAUUUCGUAUUUUGCAAGACCGUCUGCUGUACAGAACUCUGGUAGAAAAAGAGCAGUUGGUUUUAAUCUAGCAUGGGAGACGAUCUUUGGUGUAGCUCAAAGUUAUUUUAAAUUGGCUGGGGGAAAUAGAGUCAAAAAGAGAAAUAAAUUCUUAAAAUCAACGGCAAUUGAUUGGAAACCAAGUAGAUGUGAUGUUUUAAUAUCAAGUUUUUCUAAUUCAAUUUUAGAUACAAUUGGUGUUUCAAUAUUAAAUCAGCUAUGGAAAAAAGAUAUUAGAGCUGAUUUAUUACACAACUCAUACACAGUGGAUGACGUUGUUUCUUCAGCUCAACAGGACGGUAUUGAGUGGAUAAUUUUGAUUAAACAACAAUCGUAUAAUGUUUCUUCACAUAAAAGGAAAUAUAAGCCACUAAAGGUUAAAAAGUUGAGUAACAAUUUGGAUAUAGAUUUAGAUGUUGAAGAAUUUUUACAAUUAUAUCAACACGAAAAUAAUAUUGACAAGGGAUUGGGAGAAGAUACAUUGUUGCUUGGUGAUAAACAUGAAGAUUAUAAUUAUUGGGAUGAAGGUAGUAGUGCAAGUAGUAGCCAAGAUGGAGAUAAACAUAAUGAUGAAAUACAUUCAACUAGUCAAAAGGUGGUUUAUGUACCAAAUCUAGCUAACAGGUCGAAAAAGGCUAAUAAAAGAGAAAAAUGGGUUUAUGAAGAUGCAGCAAGAAAGGCCUCAAAUGUGAUUGUGAAUAGUCUAUCUACCGCUCCUAUCAUUACAAUAGACGCUUUAAGAGAUGAAACUAUGGAGAUUAUGGCAAUAACAUCGUUGGCUCAAAAAGACGAAUGGUUGAGGAAAGUAUUUGGUUCAGCAAAUAAUUCUACGCCUAGAAGUUUUGCAACUAGUAUUUAUAACAGUUUGUCGAAGGAAGCUUCCAGGGGUAAUAGAUGGGCAAUUCUUCAUAGUCAUAAGACAGGUCAUUCGGUUAUUAUUGAUUUACAAAGGUGA
This is a messenger RNA of Arxiozyma heterogenica, 4182 nucleotides long. RefSeq names its product serine/threonine-protein kinase GCN2 (gene GCN2). The transcript has a single exon. The record is from RefSeq and is a predicted model, not a curated record. Gene Ontology annotation, cellular component: nucleus; cytoplasm; cytosol. Gene Ontology annotation, molecular function: ATP binding; eukaryotic translation initiation factor 2alpha kinase activity. Gene Ontology annotation, biological process: negative regulation of cytoplasmic translational initiation in response to stress; regulation of translational initiation by eIF2 alpha phosphorylation; DNA damage checkpoint signaling. Bases 1 to 4182 code for a protein of 1393 amino acids. Lineage: Eukaryota; Fungi; Ascomycota; Saccharomycetes; Saccharomycetales; Saccharomycetaceae.